Molecule: messenger RNA, 3067 nt
Organism: Acanthopagrus latus (yellowfin seabream)
Lineage: Eukaryota; Metazoa; Chordata; Actinopteri; Spariformes; Sparidae
Gene: triobpb
Product: TRIO and F-actin binding protein b
Exons: 13
Coding region: 361-2013 (550 amino acids)
Biological process (GO): positive regulation of substrate adhesion-dependent cell spreading; actin filament organization
Cellular component (GO): actin cytoskeleton
Molecular function (GO): actin filament binding
Source: RefSeq, a predicted model, not a curated record
AGACCCAGCCGAGUCAGAGAAGUGUGUCGCGCGCUGCCCACGACUUGUCAGAAAGUUGUGAAGUUCUCAGUUUGAAACACACACAGUUUAUGCGCGUUUUGUCGGAUGACUGGAUGCGAAGUUUGCUAUGGACGUUGGACGCUGAUUAAGUCAACAUGGGUAUGAAUGGCGGGGGUUUAUCUAAUGUCGCCUAACGCCCGUGCCCUGUGAGAAAGUUGAGGUUUUUGCCUGAGAGAUUUAGCUGAGCUGAGGAGCGGAUUUGAGAGCAGGAAGGUUUUUUUUUUUUUUUUUAAAUAUAUUUGCGUGAGGUGACUGUACUUUUCUUUUGUCUUCAUUUUGCCCACUCUGGAUCCUGUUAUCAUGACGCCUGACCUCCUCAACUUCAAGAAGGGAUGGAUGUCCAAACUGGACGAGAGUGGAGAGUGGAAGAAGCAUUGGUUUGUGUUGAGUGAUGCCGGACUGAAGUACUACAGAGACUCGAGCGCAGAGGAGAAAGAUGACUUGGAUGGAGAGAUUGACCUGAAAUCCUGUGUGAAGGUGUAUGAGUUUGAUGUGGAGAAGAACUAUGGGUUUCAGAUACAGACGCGGGAGGCCGCGUUCACACUGUCUGCCAUGACGGCUGGGAUCAGGCGGAACUGGAUAGAGGUUUUAAAGAAGAGUGUCCGGCCCAGCAGCUCUCCAGACCUCACACAAUUACCCGACAGCAGCAGUGACAAGGAAAACUCCCAUUCUCGCUUUGCACCAUCUUCCCGUCGCCCGUUGUCACGUCAUGCCGAUGCUCAGUCAGAAGUUCAGACUUCUGCACCCGCUGUGCAGCGCAGGUUUGACUAUGUUGAGCUGUCCCCGGUUCCUGCCUCACCUGGCCCUCUCCCAGCCAGUCAGAGAGAAGCAGGAGAGGGUCAGGGGAGGGAGCACAGCCAGUGGCAGGAGGAGAGGAAUACGAGCAGCCAGUGGGAGGCUGUGCUGUCCAGGAAAGGCACUGGCGGUGGAUCAAACCAGAGGCUACGCAUGGAGGAUGAAAUAGAGAAAAAGUGGGCAGAGUUUGAACGCAUGCCGUUGAAAGAGAUGAGCUCCAUUCCGCCAACGGGAUCGCGGUCUUCCAGCCAGUCAGCCAAUGAGGCGCUGCAGAGGGAGGUGGCGUCACUGAGGCAGCAGCUGGCACAACUACAAGGAGGGAGAGGAGGAGGAGGAGGAGGAGGAGGGGGAGUCGGAGGAGGUGUGAGGGGCAGCUGUGGCCCUGAGGCCCCCUGCGGCCGCAGCCUUGCAGCCAUGGAGCGCGCACAUCGACAGGCGCUAGAGGAGCUGCAGAGGCAGCAUGAACGCCAGGUCAAGGAACUGGAGACGGAGAAGGACCGGCUGCUGCUGGAGGAGACCCAGGACACAGCACGAGUAAUGGAGGCUUUGAAGAAGAAGCACAAAGAGGAGCUGGAGAGAGAGGUGGAGAGAGUCAAAAGGCUGACUAGUGGAGUGCUAGAUUCACAGACUUUGCGAGCCCAUCAGCAAGCAGAGAGUCAGGCCAUUCAGAGAGAGCUGGCUGGACUGUCUGAGCGUUACUCCCAAAAGUGUCUGGAGCUAAACCGUGCUGAGCAGACAAACGCUGAGAGGGAAAGGGAGAUCAGCCGCAAGGAGAGAGACAUGGAGCACCUGAGGAAAGAGAACCAUGACUUGAAGGCCCGUUUAAAGGAGGAGAUAAGUCGUAUGCAAUCCAGCAUCACAGAUCAGCGAUCAGACGACAACAAAGACAGGACGCCCUGUGAACUAGAGGUUCUUCUCAGGAUGAAAGAAAACGAGAUUGAGUACUUGCAUAAAGAGAUCAGCUGUCUAAGGAAUGAACUGCAGUUUCUUAACACGGAGAAACGGCUGGCCUGUGAGCGAUACACAGAGAUGCACGAGGAGCUGAGUGGGAUGAAGGGCCGCAGCGAGCGAGAGAUCCAGAGUCUGAAGGAGCACCUGAGGCUGGCCAUGGCUGCUCUGCAGGAGGGGCAGAAACUGGGGAACAGCCUGGACCACUGAGAGUCUGCAGCUGGUACCAAAGCUCUGACAGACAUAGACAGGUGGGUCUGCACCAUCGUGACUGAAUCCAAGAGGUAUACGGAAAAGCAGAGGAGACGAGUGUUGGACAUUUUCGGGCUGUGUGGGGACCAUGAUAGUGCCUUAGUUUUCAAUCAUUCUGCCAAUGAGCAGCAUAGAGUAGCUAUUAGCUGGUUUCAUUACACUGGGCCACACAUGCUAUAUAAAACUGCACUUUUUAAUUUUUUUUUAUUAUAGCUUUCACUUGCUUUUAGUGCAAGCAUGUAUGAGUGCGCAUUCGGUCUGACAACUGGAAUAAUUGUUGAGUGACUUGUAUUUUUUUUUUUAUCAGGUAGUGAAGAGUUCAUACUGUAUCAGCUUUUUUUGAGAAUCUUCUCAUUGGCUCUGUCUUCUGUCUGUCACAGAGGGGGUCAACACAGUUACAUAAGAACUACUGUCGUCUCCGUUUUUUAUGUUGUACAGCUUUUAAGUCAUGUUUACGCUGUGAAAAUGGCACACCUUUCUUAAGAAAUGGGAGCUAUCAUUUGCUGAUAUUUUUUUUUUACCAGGAAGCAAGUGUGCUUGUGUAGUAUUGUCAGUCAGUAUGAAAUUCUCAAAAAAAAAACAUGAUUGGGAUUAAUACAGGAAAAGACAGCAAGCCCUUUUUUCCUGAUGGGCUGAAUUAGAAGUUGAUCUGUCAUUGUGUAGAAGCAAAUUCAGGCUCAACUUUCUUUGGGGAUGCUUGUGAAAGCUGUUGAAUGAAUGUUAUCCCACAUCACAGAACGUCAUGUUUUUUAAAAACACGGCUGAGAAGAAGGAACUCUCAGGCUUCCAGUCGCCCUUGAUCAUUAUUGGCAUUUAUGUGCCACCACCACAGCAGAUGACAGGUGUUGCAUUGAUGAGCCAAUUCUUUUUUUUAUUGACAGUAUGAAUUGUGAUAAAAUGACUUAUCUACCUGCCUUUUGGAAAUAUUUUCAUAUUUAAAGUACUGUAGAGCCUGUAUCAUCUUUGUAAAUUAUACACAAUUUUUGCAAUCAAUAAAAAAGUUUAACAGAAA